GACGCGGGCCCUACGCCGAGGCGCGGUGGCGCGAUCGGGCGAUGCGGUGACGCGCGGCUUUCGGGGCGCCGCUAUUGGCGGCCGCGGGGUGACGGGCGAUGUGGCGCGCGCUGUGCGGGUUGGCGGCGGCUGUGGGUGGCAGGGGCGCCGCGCGCUCUCACACCUCGCGACUGCCCGCCGCGAGCCUGCUGGGACGGGGGGCCCGGGCCGACAGCCCCGCGGGUAGAAAGAGAAGUACCACAGCUAUGCCUGAAGUAAACACAGAUAAUCUUGAUGAGCAGCAGGUGCAGCUUUUGGCAGAGAUGUGUAUCCUUAUUGAUGAAAAUGACAAGAAGAUUGGUGCAGAUACCAAGAAAAACUGCCAUCUGAAUGAAAACAUUGAUAAAGGAUUAUUGCACCGAGCUUUCAGUGUUUUUUUAUUCAAUACAGAAGAUAAGUUGCUAUUGCAGCAGAGAUCCGACGCUAAAAUUACUUUUCCAGAUUGUUUUACCAACACUUGCUGCAGCCAUCCACUAAGCACCCCACUAGAACUGGAAGAAAAUAAUGCCCAUGGUGUUCGGCGAGCAGCACAGAGGCGAUUAAGAGCAGAGUUAGGAAUUCCUCUGGAACAGGUAACUCCAGAAGAAAUCUCCUAUCUAACGCGAAUUCACUACAAGGCCUGCUCUGAUGAGAUCUGGGGAGAACAUGAAAUUGAUUACAUCUUGUUUGUGAAGAAGAAUGUAACACUGAAUCCUGAUCCGAAUGAGAUCAAAAGCUACUGUUAUGUGACACAGGAAGAACUAAAACUACUCUUGGAAAAAGCAUCAAAAAAUGAAAUCAAGAUUACUCCAUGGUUCAAAUUAAUUGCAGAGACUUUUCUUUUUAAAUGGUGGGAUAACCUGCAUAAUUUAAAUAGAUUUGUGGAUCAUGAAAAAAUACACAGAAUGUAAAAAGCUCUAAGUGAAUGUAGUGGUGAGGGAUAACAGUGGGAUGCUGUCUUAAUAGCAGUAAGGUAACUUGUAAUUCUUAAGUUUUGAAUACUGACAAAAAUGGUACAUCAGCAGUACCUAUUGUAGGAAUUUCUGUUCCUAUGCAUAGUGAUGUUGUGGCAGUUGGGCUGGGGUUUUUGUGUUUGUUUUUUGAGCCGGGGAGCGAGCAGGGCUGUUGGGUUGUGGUUUUUUGUGUUAAUUUACAGCUGAACAACAGUGCUGGCCUGACAGCAUGGGUAACUUAAGUCAUCUUUUCAGAGCAGGCAAGCUGUGAUGUUACCCAAGUACUGAAAAAAGUUUGGAGGGUAAAGCCAGCCUUGAUGACUAUAAGUAAAUAACAGUAGGUAUAGUAUAUGAACUUGUUUGGGGCUUAAUGAAUACUAAGAUAGAAAGCCCAUGUAGAAAAGAAAUUGUAAACCUUUAUUUUGAGGGGCACUGAAAUACAUUUAAUGGAGCUUAUCCGGUAUGAAUUUUGUACAAGGAGAUGACACAAAUAGACAACAGCAAAGUAAGCUUCCCUGCAUUGCCUUUCCAUGCAGUGCCUAUAACCUGAUGGGGAGUGAUGCUCUCUAGUACAUAGAGGAUAAUCCAGUCUCUAACUCCAUUUAGUUCAAAGAAAAGGAGUACUUGUGGCAACUUAGAGACUAACAAAUUAAUUUGAGCAUAAGCUCUCGUGAGCUACAGCUCACUUCAUCGGAUGCACGUAGCUCACGAAAGCUUAUGCUCAAAUAAAUGUUAAGGUGCCACAAGUACUCCUUUUCUUUUUGCAAAUACAAACUAACAUGGCUGCUACUCUGAAACCUCCAUUAGUUCAGUCUCCAUUGUGACAGUAGAUAUGUGCCACUUCUGAUGUAGCCACCCAGCCACUUACAAUUAAUCUGACACAUCUUCAAAACUCAGUUUAUGGACGCAGUUGGGUUAAUUAAAGGAACUUUGUCAAUUAGUAUUUAUACUAGUUCAAGGACACUGUUUAACUAGCAUCUCUUUAUCUUUUAUAAAAAACUAUGGCUUGUUAAUUCCUCUAUUGCUUUUAAGAUCCUUUUUCAUCAAGGAAAAAACUGAUUUAUUAGGGAAAUGCUAACAAAUGCACAAAGUAAACAAAUCAAACUUCACAGCUAUGUCAGUCUCAGUAAUACUUUAAAUUUUCAUUACAACUUCUAAAUGUGUUACUUUGAAAAUGUAAGUUACACAAACAUGGGUGUGUCACAUGAAAAUCACCUGGAGUGACUGGUUCCUCUGCUCUUUUGUACAAGUUUGAAGUAGAAUACUAAUAUCACUGAAGACUGCCACUAAGUUUAACAUUUUAUUGGUAUUCUAAAGCAGAAAAUGAAUUGCAACUUAGAUGUUUUCAUACAGGGCAAUUACAAUGGAAAUCUGUUCUUGCCUAAAAAAAGUGAAGGACAAGGCUAUUAACUGCAGUCCUUAAAAGGACAUUUAGGAACAAAGAAAGAAGUGCGACUUAACCAUUGUUAGAAUGCAAAUAUAAGAACCUUGGUAAUUCACUAAGUUCUUUGAACUUAAACACUUAAAAUUACUAUUGGUAGUGUGGUGGGAGUCUUGUGGAGUGGAAGACAGUAAAACUAGGUUGAGGGUUCUCCGUUAGAAUCAGAAAGCAAAGAAAGCAGUAUGACCUUUAAUUAAACCUUUCAAGAAAAAGGUAACACCUUGUGACCCCAUGACAUCUUCCCCCUUAUCUUUAGUGGAGCAGCCUUGAAGUGUUGUAGAGGAUUAAGUAGUAUUAUUUCUAAAAUUCCUGAUGACAAAAAUAAACAUUGUCCUCUACAUGAACCUUUGAGUGUGGUUGUGUUUUGGGUCAAGCCACCAUUUGGCACUGUUCUUCACUUCUAAAUUUUAGUCAACUGUUUUCCUGGUUCUUUAGUUUUCUCCUCUUCCCCCUUCAAUUUACAUUGUAGGCACCAAAAUGGAACUACAACCCCCCUGAAACUGAGCCUGUGGUUCGUACAAGCAGAUCAUGGUGGAAUAUCAAAACACUUAUGAUUUGAAUUAUUGAGAGGUUCUAAGGAGAGCUGUUCUGGCUGAUACUGGACACUAAAAUAGAGCCUGCUCUAUUCAAGUUAGGUAACAAUCUGACCAGAUAGUGAAAUUAAGCCAAACAUUUACCCUGAAAGCCUGCCUUUAAAUACAAAAGUACAUGUUGCUGUAAAGGUGUAUAUUAAAAGCAUAUGAACUAAAAUAUUGUUUAUUCAGGUACGAGUUUUUUCAGACGAAAACCAGAAGAUAAGUUUUUUUGCUCAGUGUGAUCUGAAUUGAGACAACUUAAGUGUAAGAGCUCGAACGGCAUUGAGAACUGAACGCUAAAUGAUGCCUUCUGUAAAAUCCAUUCUGCUUCAAUGAAGUCAGUGUAAUUGUAGGAGCAUAAGAAAAUAAAAUUUCACAAGUUAUCCCUAUGUAUUUUCUCUAUCGGACCAACAGUCACAUUGGGUAAAACUCCUGGCAACCACUCUAGGAUAGAAGUGACAGUAUACAACUGCCAGUUGCAUUACCCAAUCUGAAGUUUUGCCAGAGCAUUGGCAAGAAAAAUUCCCAAGAAGACCACUAAUCUUAACACAGGUCAGGGCUUUUGUUACAAAAACAGCUUAAACACUUUUUUGUAAACAAAACUAAACUCAAUUUACAAUAACCUGCACUUCUAGGGAAGUACUAUAUUAGUACAUAGUGCUUUUCAGAAAUGAAGGGAAUAUGUUUAUAACGCACAACUUGUCUCACUAGCAUUAAAAAAUGGGGAAGAAAUUCAACAGUACAAACAAUCACAACUAGUGCUUCAUUACUGUAUUGUCAGUGAAAGCUAAUCAUGUUCUUUAAAGUUAAAACAGGAACUGAAGUAUCAGAGGAGAGGACAUCUGCUGAAAUUGCAUUUGUGUAUAUCUAGAGACAUUUCACUGAAUACCCCCUUAAACUAAAGAAAUAUUUCACUAAAACUGUCCUAUUAACUGCUUUUGAAGAUAUUACACAAAGUCUGAUUAUCAGAAUUAAACCAAAGAUGGGGAAGACCAUUCUACUCCAUAGCAGAGGGAUGUUACAAUAAACUAACUAUAACACAGUUCAAUAAUGGAAAGUGCAUGCUGCUUAUUCAAUUCAUUAAACAAAUAGAUUAAAAAAAAUACAUCCCACUCAGGCAACAGAGUUCCCAUCCCAAUUCAAAUGAAGGGAUGAAAGGCACUGCCAACCACUUAAAAGACAAGAUUAUCUCUUUGGCAUAAAAAAUAGCAGAUUCAGCAAUUGGGAGAGUACAUCUUGCCUGGAACAAAUAUUGAAAGCCAAAGACCAAAGUUUCAACAUGUCAAAACAAAAGUACUAUAGCUAAAUUUGCCCUGAUUUUGGCCAAAGUGUAAAAGGCAAAGUUCUAGUCUCCCCUUUCUAAACAUUAUACUCUUGCAAGUUUUAAAUUAUACACAUUUUAAUCAAAUUCUUAUGCCAAAAUAUUUCCUUAUACUAGUGCUGGAGGUUUUAACAUCCACGUUUUUCUUACUUUAUACUAUACAUAAUGAGGCUACCAUGUGUGUCAGGGGACAUGGCAGGGAAGACAGGCUUGGUUAUCAGACAGAGAUAGCCAGCACCACUCAGCCCUUCUGACCAUCAACAGUUUUCCCAGUGCCAGAAGAAAUUAUACUUGCUAUUUUAUUUUAGGGUUGUAGAGAAUUAGUGCUGUGCUCCUCUAUAGUUUGGAAAGUCUAAGCAUACGCUCCCCAACACAAAAAGUCUUUUAAUAGUUUGGUUUACCUCUAUUACUGCAAAAAGUACCUCAUUAAAAAAAAAAAACUUCUACGUUGCAGUGUAAAUUAAAUUAAAUGUCCUAAACACAACGGAUUAAACAAGCUCCUUCUGAGCUGAGAACAAAGAUAACAGAUCCUAUUGAUUUACUAAAGAACAUGUAUUCUUGCCUAUUUUUCAUUUAUAACAGGUCAUAUGCAAAUUAGGUUCAGAAACAAGCAAAUGUUUCAAUCAU
Messenger RNA from Dermochelys coriacea (leatherback sea turtle), 4935 nucleotides. It is a transcript of the gene IDI1, whose product is annotated as isopentenyl-diphosphate delta isomerase 1. The transcript has 5 exons. Gene Ontology annotation, biological process: isopentenyl diphosphate biosynthetic process; isoprenoid biosynthetic process. Gene Ontology annotation, cellular component: cytoplasm. The coding region runs from base 99 to 929 and encodes 276 amino acids. The record is from RefSeq and is a predicted model, not a curated record. Gene Ontology annotation, molecular function: isopentenyl-diphosphate delta-isomerase activity. NCBI's taxonomy places the organism in Eukaryota, Metazoa, Chordata, Testudines, Dermochelyidae.